Glycine soja is the source of this 1349-nucleotide messenger RNA. RefSeq names its product stem-specific protein TSJT1-like. The coding region runs from base 268 to 1044 and encodes 258 amino acids. Lineage: Eukaryota; Viridiplantae; Streptophyta; Magnoliopsida; Fabales; Fabaceae. The record is from RefSeq and is a predicted model, not a curated record. The transcript has 5 exons.
AAAAGUGCCAACAUGACACAAGCUCUCUAUAUAUUUAGCCACAUGCUGUGAAUGAAUCAUUCUACCUCCGUUUUCAAAGGCAAUCAUUGAAUCUCAUUCUCUAUCUGAAUCUUUUUGGAUUAUUACUGAUUUUGUUAGUUGCUGUAUUGAUACUUGUUCAUUUCUUUGAGAAAGCCUAUACAAUCCUUGGAGAAGGGAAGAAAAGGAGAGUACUGGUAACAUUGGAAGGGAACAACAAUACAGAGCCAGAGGAAGAGACAAAUUAAGAUGUUGGGAAUUUUCAAGGACAAGUUGGUCAAUCCACCAGAAGAGCUAAACAGCCCUGCUUCUUUGAAUUCAUCAAAAAGGUCUAAACUUCCAAAUGAAAUCCUUCAGGAAUUCCAGUCCUACAAUCCCUCCAAUGCUUUCUCCGUUAGCUUUGGAAAUGAUGCUUUGCUAGCUUAUUCCCCUUCAAACAAGGCCUCCAUUCAUCACGGGUUUUGUGUUUUGGAUAACAUAUACUGCAUUUUCCUUGGGAGCCUAAACAACCUAAGCAAGCUCAUAAAGCAGUAUGGUCUAUCAAAGGGAACAAAUGAUGCAAUGUUUAUCAUAGAAGCCUAUAGGACACUUCGUGACAGGGGUCCAUACCCAGCUGAUCAGGUCCUCAUUGAACUUGAAGGCAGUUUUGGAUUUGUGAUCUAUGACAAUAAGGAUGGAACAGUUUUUACUGCAUUGGGUUCUAAUGGACAAAUUGAGCUUUUCUGGGGUGUUGCAGCUGAUGGUUCUAUAGUUAUUUCUGAGAAUUUGGAGCUGAUAAAAGCAAGUUGUGCUAAAUCAUUUGCACCAUUCCCCACUGGGUGUAUGCUUCAUAGUGGGCAUGGUCUAAUGAGCUAUGAGCAUCCUACGAGGAAAAUGAAGCCAAUGCCAAGAGUUGAUAGCGAAGGGGUUAUGUGUGGAGCCAAUUUUUCUGUGGACUCUCAAUCAAGGAAGUCAAUGAUGCCACGUGUUGGAAGUGAGGCCAAUUGGGCUCCUUGGGGGGACUCACAAGCAUGCAUUCAACCAUGAGUUUGUAAAAUAUAUUGGGAGAGAUGAAUGAGAAAAUUUAAGGGUGAUUAAAUAUCGAUUGGAAUAAUUACAAUUAUUAUUAAAAAAAAAUAAACACAUUGAAAAAAAAACCCUACUAUAAGGAACUUUUUUUCUUUUCUGUUUUUAAUGGUGUUAGCAACAUAAUAUGUAAUGGGGUGACUUAUUAGCACUUUCGGGAUUUCAUUUUCUUUUAGCUUGUGUACAUAUGCAACAAAUCUAUGAUCGGAAGUUGAGAAUGACUUUAGUCAUUUGCUUCAUGAAUAACAGUUUAAGUUUCGAAUUCA